Rhagoletis pomonella (apple maggot) is the source of this 1751-nucleotide messenger RNA. RefSeq names its product serine protease easter-like. The record is from RefSeq and is a predicted model, not a curated record. The coding region runs from base 51 to 1727 and encodes 558 amino acids. Gene Ontology annotation, molecular function: serine-type endopeptidase activity. Gene Ontology annotation, biological process: proteolysis. Lineage: Eukaryota; Metazoa; Arthropoda; Insecta; Diptera; Tephritidae. The transcript is spliced from 9 exons.
GGGAGAGGUAGUCACUGUUUAAUAUAAUUGCAAGUUCGAUUCAAUAAACAAUGGAACUUAGAGCGAUUUUAAUGUUGAGCGGUUUUCUUAUCUUCACUGAGAUCGCUGGUUAUGCUAUUGACAAUGCCUGCCGAACAUAUGAAGGAACAUAUGGUGACUGCAUUCCUUUGCAGAAUUGUGAUAGCUUAUUUAAAAUUGCUUUGAAACCAGAUCUACAAGUAGCAGACAUAUAUUUUAUUAGAAGACGAAAAUGUGGCGUUGCCAAUAAUAUACACUACGUUUGCUGUCUAAAAGAGGAAAAUCGAGUAACUCCAAAACCUACUUAUAGUACCUGCCAGACACCAAACUCUGUUCUUGGAUUAUGUAAACCUAUUAAGGGUUGCAGCGUCUUAAUGAAUCUGGUGCGGAAAUCAACGAGAUCAUCUAAUGAAACAAGCUUUCUGCAAAAGAGUCAAUGCGGAUAUAUAAAUGGAGAGUUUAUGGCUUGUUGUCCGGUACAUCCAACUGUAUCAGAAAUCCAGCAGACGGCCACGACAAUCGCGACAGUAAUUUCCCCACCGCCAUUGUGCCAACCACCAAGCAGCACUCCAGGAAAAUGCAUACCGAUUGGAGGUUGUAAAUUUUUGCUUGAUUUGGUUAGAAAAUACAACAGAACACACGAAGAAACUACUUUCUUAAUACACAGUAAAUGCGGAUAUGCGAACAGAAAUGUUUUGGUGUGCUGUCCCCUAUCAAAAGCUGAUGAUAGUUUCGUAGGCAUAACAAUGGAAGCGGGGAGUAUGUCUCCUAAUUUUGCAAUCAUCAAUUCUACAGAGGAAGGACCAAAUGAAAAUGUCAAAGAAAAUAUCAUUGAUAAGAAAAAUUACACCGUUGCACCGGCAAAUCCAAUGAGCUUACCGUCCCCGCCAGCGUGUGGCAGAGCUAAUAUUGGAAAUCGUAUAUUUGGUGGUAAUGAAACCAGUAUCGACGAAUAUCCCUGGACAGCGCUGCUGCUUUAUACCAAUAGCGAUGACGACUUAGAUUUUCUAUGCGGCGGUUCUCUCAUUAACACAAAUUUCAUACUCACCGCAGCGCAUUGUAUAGCCGAACGUGAUCUGCCGAGAGAUUGGCAUCUCACUGGUGUGCGUUUGGGUGAAUGGAAUACCAGAACGGAGCAGGACUGUGAAUAUGACAAUAAUGGCAAUACAUUUUGUGCGCCAGCGCAUCGAGAUAUCGAUGUGCAGACAACAACAAUUCAUCCGCAAUACAGCAGCGGUUCUAAAGUAAAUGAUAUAGCUUUGUUGCGUUUAGCAGAAAGCGUGGAUUAUACAGAUUUUAUAAGCCCCAUAUGCCUACCUUUGACGGCGAGUCAGCAAGCGGCGAGAUAUGAAGGUGCCGCAGCGGAAAUUGUCGGUUGGGGAGCAACUGAAAGGAGCUCACAUAGUGAAAUCAAAUUAAAAACAAUUGUCACAGUUAUGACUGCCACUCAGUGUGGUUUAAAUAACUUGCGUAGUCGAAUUACAAUUGGUGAUAAGCAAAUAUGCGCGGCUGGAAUUGGUACCGAUUCUUGUCAUGGUGAUUCUGGUGGGCCACUUAUGCUACUGGAGACAGAGAAUGGCAAAGUGGCUUAUCAUUUGAUUGGUUUGGUUUCGUUUGGCACUGGCAAUUGUGGAAAGACGAGGACGCGUGGCAUUUAUACACGUGUUGGAGCUUAUCGGCAGUGGAUCGAGGAGACUAUUGCGAAAUAGUGUUUGAAUAUAUAUAUUUUUUUA